Messenger RNA from Rhinocladiella mackenziei CBS 650.93, 1311 nucleotides. RefSeq lists its product as uncharacterized. The transcript has 5 exons. Gene Ontology annotation, molecular function: O-methyltransferase activity. The record is from RefSeq and is a predicted model, not a curated record. Bases 1 to 1311 code for a protein of 436 amino acids. NCBI's taxonomy places the organism in Eukaryota, Fungi, Ascomycota, Eurotiomycetes, Chaetothyriales, Herpotrichiellaceae.
AUGGGUUCUGAAGGAAAUGAUCCUUCCACUCUUGAUGCCGGAACAAAUGAGCUCGUUGAGUCUCUCUAUGCCCUCACCCAGCAGAUUUCCCAGGCGUCGAAGGACUACAAGGAUCCCUCCGGGCAACAAGGUCUACUGUUGCGUCAACGAAUGGCCAAUGCGGCCAGGCAGAUCAUCGACAUCAUCCGGGAGCCUGGUGAGACACCGUAUGAAUUCUCAACACACAUGGCGGAGAUGGGUGCGAUUCGUAUGUUCAUGAAGAUAAGAGCAUUUGACAAGAUUCCGCUAGAAGGGACCAUUUCAUAUAGAGAUUUGGCGGCCAGUCUUGGUGCUGAGGAGUCGCUCAUCACUCGCAUGGCGUGGAUGAUGGUGGCUACUGGUUUCCUCCACCAAAUUGGGGAGGACCUUGUUGCACAUUCCAGGCUUUCAAAGCUCUAUGUCCAUGGCAAUCCUCAAGGUGUCUUCUUCCAGAUCAUGUUCGAUGAAGGCAUGGUCCCAUGGGUCCAAUGGCCCCAAUUCUUUGACAAGUAUGGUCUGAAAGAACCCAAACUAGGCAAUUACAAUCCCCACUCCUUUGCUUGGGGUGACGAGGACAAAACCUUCUGGGAGGUCAUCAGUAAGGACCCGGAACGCCAGGCCGAUUUCAAUCAAAGUAUGAAUACGUUCGACGAGGUGCUGCCGGUGACGGGGAUGUACGAUUUCAGCUGGAUUGCGAAAGUGGAAGGACCCGAGGACAGGCCGCUGAUUGUCGAUGUUGGCGGUGGGAAAGGCCAGGCCCUCAAGCGCAUCAUGGCUACGUUCCCAGAGAUUCCAGCCAAGAGGUUGGUGUUGCAGGAUCGAGGAUCAGUCAUUGAGGAAGUCAUUCAAGCCAAUGAGCCCGGGUUUGAAGAGGUCAAGAAGAUCCCUCAUGACUUCUUCAAACCGAAUCCUGUCAAAGGCGAGUUUCGCCCCUUUUUCCUCUGCACCUCGCUUUUCCGCGCCACUGACUCUUCCUUCCCAUUUCCAGACGCUCUCGUCUACUACAUUCGGCGCUGUAUGCAUGACUGGUCGGACGACAACAAUCGCAUCAUCCUCUCCCACCUCGCUGACGCCAUGGCCCCCGACUCCAAGGUCCUCAUCACUGAGCAGAUCAUGCCCAACCCGCCAACUGCCCUAAAUGCCUGGACGGAUCUCUGCAUGUUGAACCUUGGUGGCAAGGAACGGACGGAGAAGAUGUUCGACGCUUUGACGGCGAGCGCUGGGUUGAAGAUGGUUGGCGUGCACAAGAGCUUGGCGACUGAUGUCGCAGUUAUCGAGUGCGUGAAAGCGUGA